This is a messenger RNA of Sesamum indicum (sesame), 2898 nucleotides long. Its product is annotated as putative late blight resistance protein homolog R1A-10. NCBI's taxonomy places the organism in Eukaryota, Viridiplantae, Streptophyta, Magnoliopsida, Lamiales, Pedaliaceae. The record is from RefSeq and is a predicted model, not a curated record. Gene Ontology annotation, molecular function: ADP binding. Gene Ontology annotation, biological process: defense response to other organism.
UAAAGAAAACAUUUCAAUUUGAUAUGAAUCUUGAGAACACAUUGUAUAUUUGAUUCCGUCCCCAUCAACUAUCAUAUAGUUUUUGCAAAAAGCAGCUGUAUAUAUAUGUAUAGUAUAUCACACCCACCAACAAUUCAACCCUUUCUUUCUCUCCAGCUUGCAAUUAUCUCUUCUUCACACUCACAGACAUGGAAGAUACUUGUGUGCGCUCCCUACUGGAAAACCUGAACCGGCUACGUCUCCAUCAGGCCGAUUUGAUCUCCGACGUAAAGGAUCAGAUCCAAAGGCUUGAGAAGAAUCUGCUUUUGUUCAAAACAUUCCUCAACGAGUCAACAGAAAAGCGCGAGAUCCCGAAAAAAGUGAUUGAGGAUAUCAGAGAAGUGGUUUACAAAGCAGAGGACGCUGUCGAUGUAUAUGUGAGCCAGGCGCUGGAGAAGGAGACUGAAAAGUACUUCAGAAGGGCUUCUGAUCCGCCGGCGAAGCUUCUCGACGUCGUCGAAGAGGUUGAGUCAACAGCCCAGAGGGUUCAAGAAAAUUUUUCCAGGUUGCUCUCUGAAAGCGAGUUGCUAAUUGGAGAUGCAUCUGACCGUACGCCUACUCAACUACAAAACCUGGAACGAAAUCAGGUUGUUUAUCAGGGUUCUUCCAUGAGGCAAGACACUGUGGUGGGUAUUGAAGAUGAAACCAACAAAAUCAUCGGAUAUCUAAUUGAAGAAACGGAGAAAUUAGAUGUCAUCUCUAUUGUUGGUAUGCCUGGCCUUGGUAAGACAACAUUAGCAAGAAAAGUUUUCCGUCAUCCAAGAAUUGAAUACGAGUUCCCCAUUCGGCUAUGGGUCUCCGUUUCUCAAGUAUACAGGGUAAAGGAUAUAUUUCUUGGCAUGUUGCGUGACUUGAGUUGGAUUACGGAGGACAUGUAUGAUAAAACUGUUCAGGAGAUAGCACGAACACUUCAUGCACGUCUAGAGAAAGAAAAGUUCUUAAUUAUCUUGGAUGAUAUGUGGACUACUGAAGCCUGGGAUGAUCUCCGACAUGCCUUUCCAAUUAGGAGCAAUAAGUCGAAUAAAAUAUUGAUAACCAGUCGUUCAAGAGUGGUGGGUCAAGCUAUUAACCCUAACAGGGAAUCCCACUGUUUGCGUUUCCUAACCUACGAAGAAAGCUGGAUGCUAUUAAGAUACUUGGUAUUUGGACAUCGCAAUUGCCCUCAAGAACUGGAAGUGAUCGAAAGAGUUAUUGUUGACAUGUGUUGUGGCCUGCCGCUUCUAAUAAUGCUGGUGGGUGGAGUUCUGGCAAAAACAGCUUCAACAGGAGAAAUGAAGGUGAUGCAAAGUUCAUGGAAGAAAGUCGCUGAAAGCUCCAAGACAUUUGACUACAGCGACAUGGAAAAAAGAUUCCAGCAAAUUGUUUUAUUCAGUUACAAUGCAUUACCGUCUAACUUGAAGCCCUGCUUUCUGUAUCUGAGAAUGUUUCCUGAAGACUUUGAAAUCUCAUCCAAGAGAUUGAUUCUCCUGUGGAUUGCAGAAGGGUAUAUAGAACAAAAAACAGAGAUAAGUUUGGAGGAAAUCGCAAAGCAAUAUUUGGAGGAUCUCAUUAGUAGAAACCUGGUAAUGACUGACAAAUUGAGCACCACUGGUGAAAUUAAAAUUUGUCGUGUCCACGACCUUAUACGUGAUUUCUGCGUUACUGUAGCUUACGAACACUAUUUCCAAGAAAUACAUGGGCAUGGUGGCGAAGUACAUGCUUACUCAAUUUCUAAUCUACAAAGGAUGCGCCACAUUGCUAUCGACUUCAAUAAUGUGAUCAAUUUCAUAUCAUCACAACCUUAUGGUCCACGUGUUCGCAGUAUUUUGUGUUCGUUGAGAGAAGAGAUCAUUUUGCUACCUACGAACGUUUCAGCCAUAGCAGAUGCUUUCAAACUAACCAGGGUUCUGGAUGUCAGGUCCAUCAGAUUUACUAGAUUCCCAUUUUACUUAACUCAACUAGUUCAUUUGAGGUACAUUGCUUUGACCAGUGAUUUCAAGGUCCUUCCUGAAGCCAUCUCUAAGUGGUGGAGCAUACAAACGAUUAUAGUUUUUACAUCAUCACGUGUCCUGGAAAUCAAGGCAGACAUAUGGAAGAUGGUUCAUCUAAGGCAUUUGAAAACCAAUGCAUCGGUCAUCUUACAAAAUGCAGGAGCUGGUGGCAACGGCGAAAAAAUCCAAACACUUGUCAACAUAUCACCUCAAAGUUGCACAGACAACUUAUUCGAAAGGGCUAUCAACCUGAAGAAAUUGGGCAUCCGGGGGCAACUAACCAUGCUACUCGAUGACAAGGGUGGCUCUACUACAUUUGAUAAUUUGGGAAAAUUGCAACAACUUGAGAAGUUGAAACUAUUGAAUGAUCUACAUAUUCAUCCAAAAGAAGCUAAAUUGCCCGGUCUUCCUCCACCUCACAUAUUCCCAAAGAAACUGAUUAGCCUGACACUAUCAUAUACUUUACUUGGUUGGGAGCAAAUGUCUGUCCUUGGAAUGUUGGAGAACCUCAAAGUACUCAAGUUGAAAAAUGAUGCAUUCACUGGAGAGCGUUGGGAAGCAGCGGAUGGAGGUUUUCAACAACUUGAAGUGUUGCAAAUUGAGUAUGCGGAUUUGGUUUUCUGGGAGGCUUCAAGUCAUCACUUCCCUAAGCUUCAACACCUUAGUCUUAGGAACUGUGAGGAACUUAAAGCACUUCCAUUUGGCCUGGCAGAUAUAUUAAGCCUCCAGGUAAUAGAUUUACACCGUACCACAAAGUUAGCAGCUGUUUCUGCCAGGGAAAUUCAGGCCGACAACAAAGGAAGAAGAUUGAAGCUCUCUAUUUUUCCUUCCUAUGAAUGAUAUAUUCUCAUUUGCUUUAACAAGUAUGAAUUUUCAUUUACUUUGUCUA